This is a messenger RNA of Leptinotarsa decemlineata (Colorado potato beetle), 1778 nucleotides long. RefSeq names its product ATP-dependent DNA helicase 2 subunit 1. Gene Ontology annotation, cellular component: Ku70:Ku80 complex. Gene Ontology annotation, biological process: telomere maintenance; double-strand break repair via nonhomologous end joining. Lineage: Eukaryota; Metazoa; Arthropoda; Insecta; Coleoptera; Chrysomelidae. The record is from RefSeq and is a predicted model, not a curated record. Gene Ontology annotation, molecular function: double-stranded DNA binding; telomeric repeat DNA binding.
AACACCCAACUACAGGUGUUCUGUGACCAUAUAGAAGUAAACACUGUUUACUUAUGUACGGUGAUAGCGGAUAGCGGGUAGCGCGUAUCGAUUCAAUAGGUGACAGCCGGAUUUUUAAAGUUUGAGUUUGUUUUAACGGGCACUUUUAUAAAAGAUGUGGAAGAACGAGGACGAGGAAGAAAGUGACUAUGAAGAAGGAGAUUCUGAAGUGUUUGAGAAAUCAUUUACACCUUCCUAUGUUGUUAUCGCCAUUGAUACCCACUCAUCAAUGUUCAAAGCAAAUAAAGAAGGAAAAUUACAUUUUCGGAGUUGUCUUGAAGCUUGCUACGCCUUGGCCGAUUCUCUCAUUUUCAAAUCAGAUAAAAGAACUUGGAGUCCUUUUUCUAUAGUGUUAGCUGGAGAACAGACUGCACUUAUUAAUUUUCAGCAUAAUAUACUUGAUUCAGUCAAAUUGUUGAAAGCAAAAACACAAUUGAAAGAUGAUGAAAUUGUGAAAGAGUUUCAGAGACAGAAAGAGUUAGAUUUGGGCACUUUUUUCUUAAGUUGCAAGAAGCUUUUUCACGAAAUUAAAACGACCUAUUACAAAAGAACCCUAAUAUACAUAACAAACGAUGAUAACCCAGUGAAAAACAAAAAUACCAAAUUCACUGCUUUGAACGAGGCAAAAAACUUUGGAGGCAAUCAAAUUGAAUUUGAAGUCGUACCAACAGUUGAAAACUUCAAUUACAAGUUGUUUUACAAUGAGCUCUUCUCAUUAAUAGGAGGACCACGAGUUGAAGAAAUUUGCAUCGAUACUGAUGGGCUUGUGCAAAAGUUAUCUGCAUCAGUGGUAAUGAAGAAUAACAAACAUUUAAAUUUCUACCCUUUCAAAGAUGAUCCAACCCGCUUUAUAAAAUGUUUGAAAGAGGAAUAUAUGUUUUCAUCAUCUCAUAACAAUAUCAUGGUCACCAAGGAUGGUAAAAAAGUAAUAAACCAUACUGUUGAGUUCGAUGACAAUACGUCCUAUCGUUUCAGAAUAAAGGAUUGUGACCGGGCAGAUAGUGCUCAGUUCACACUUUCUGAAAAGGAAGCUUGUUUGGAUUACUCUCUACCAAAAGGAAUUACAUUGUUGUACGUUUCGGAUAGAGUCGUAGACGUGGGUCAUGUUUUAACAAAGUCUUUUUUACUUAAGGAAGAUCCCAAAGAAGAUUUGCCUUACUUUAAAAAAUUCUGGCAAAGCUGUGUGGAUAUGAAUAAAGUACUUGUGUGUAUGUUGAAACUAAGCCAGGGUGGUAAGGUUCGAUACGACGAACUCAUUCCAGUUAAAGUAGAUGGUUCACCUAUGUUUUUGGUGAAAGGUUUACCAUUUGCGAAUGAAAUAAGUUACCCUUUGAAACAAGAAUACCCCGAGAGAGUAGCAGACGAAAAGCAAAGAAUAUCAAUACAGAACCUGGUUGACAAAAUGACUUUCGAUUUUGAUUUAAAAAUGGUGCCAGAUGUAUUAUUCCAAAAAAGAAGAGCUUAUGUCAAAGCAAAAUUACUGGAUGAGCCAAUCGAAGAAGUAAAUGAUGUAGCCUUCGAUAGAGACACACUGGAUAGUCACUUGAGGGAGGUUGUUGAAGAAAUCCACAGUACAUUCAGUUUGUCGGGCGAGAAAAAAAGGAAAGCUCCUGCUCAAAAAGGGCCUUCCCAGAAAAGACGGAAGUGAUGUUACCAGCAUAUCAAAUAAAGUUGGUUUUAAAUAACAUAUUUUUUUCAAUUGUAUAAUAAUAAAAAUAGCGUGUCUUUAUUUUCCAAAA